CUCUUUAAUUAAUUAAUGGGGCGUGGGGCGUCGAAACUAGACCACCGAAAAGGGGAGAUGCUGCCUAAACUGCCUCCUAUCCUCUGCCGAAAGCUCGAGGAGAUUAGGAGACGCAGGGCAGGGGCAACUCUUUCCAAAAAACAGCUCCUCAAGGAUGGCGAUGAGGAUGAAUGUGCAUCCAUUCAUCACAAUGAACGCAAAAGUUUAUCAUCUUUAUCAUCUGCGGAGCCUGAUGAGGAUAGCAUAGGAUCCGCCAAGGUAGCACCAGAGCCAACCGAGCCCAAGGAAAUCUUUUCUGAUCAGGAGGUUAUAGACCAAGAAAAAAGCACAGAACAAAAUAAUAAUAAAGAUAAUAACAAUGCUGAAGAGGAAGAUAAAGAGAAGGUAGAAGAGUUGGCCUUGGAAGAAACAGAAGAUGAAGAAUAUGGCAGGUUCAGCAAUGUAGAAGGCUCUCUUAUCUGUCCAGGAUCACCAAGUUUCAGAGUGUAUUACAUUGAAUCACUACAGAAUAAGGAGGAUAAUGGCAAGGAUGAUUACAUGAACAAAGGCUCGCUGAGUGAUACCGAUGUAGAUGCUGUUGAGACUGUUGAAUCCGGGAAGUCCACCGAGGAAUCGGUAGCCAAGAUAAAGAAGAGAGGAAGGAAAGGAAUGAAGUUUAGGAGGGUUGGUAGACCUGUCAAAAACUUCCUGAACGUCAAGUCGUGCUACUAUCCGUCUUGUGGUGGUCUCGAGAUAUCCCGUUUGAUCGCUGCAAAACCAGCAACAACGUAGGCUGUUCUGCUAUUGUUAAAGAGCGCUUAUCCCUCUCUUUCUUUACUUUUAUGACUUGUGUAAUUCUAUUCUUUGCAAAGAUAGGAACCGAAUGCAUCAAAUAUUGUACCAUAUGAAAUAGAUAAAAGAAUUUGAUAGCUAAAAGCAAAGUUAUUUUAUCUAACCGGUACUGACACAAAAUAAACCGAAAUACUAUGAUUAAAUCCAUUGGUCUAUUAA
Theobroma cacao (cacao) is the source of this 990-nucleotide messenger RNA. RefSeq names its product nuclear polyadenylated RNA-binding protein. The record is from RefSeq and is a predicted model, not a curated record. Lineage: Eukaryota; Viridiplantae; Streptophyta; Magnoliopsida; Malvales; Malvaceae.